Molecule: messenger RNA, 2069 nt
Organism: Heteronotia binoei (common prickly gecko)
Lineage: Eukaryota; Metazoa; Chordata; Lepidosauria; Squamata; Gekkonidae
Gene: DDX28
Product: DEAD-box helicase 28
Exons: 1
Coding region: 262-1899 (545 amino acids)
Molecular function (GO): ATP binding; nucleic acid binding; RNA helicase activity
Source: RefSeq, a predicted model, not a curated record
GACUUCGGUUAUCAGAAAGGAUGCGGGAAUCCCUCCCCCCAACUCUGUGAAAAAGCUGCCAUAUAAAGAUGGUAAGACACCAGCAUUUUGUGCAUACACUAAGACAUUUAUUCUUAAAUUUCCUCACACGCACACACCGUCGACAUCAGGCUGUCACUGAUUCGUUAAGUAGAGAAGUAACGUUCUAACCUCUCGGGGGCGAGCGCGGGCUUAUUGCGUCAUCAGACUGCGCCUCCAGAGACCGCCACGAGACUCCCCUCAAUGGCGCUCUCCUGCAGCGGGCUGCGCCAGGCCGCCUUUCCACGUGUCCCCCGCCGGUCUCUCCUCAGCUGGCCGCGGCUGUGCUCCGAUGAAUCUCCGCAAAAGGAGAACGUGAUUCGGAUCCCCCGCGCUUGGCAGCGGCAGUUGGAAUUGCAAAAGGCCGAGUCCAAUGCGAAGCGAAGAGCCCGCCUGGAGGCCGCCGCUGCUGCCGCCUCUCCAGACACCCGGUCUGGGAAGCUGCUGCUGCGGAGCCGGAGACAGGAACUGAGCCAAAGCUCGGGGCUCAUUGUAGGGCGCUGGGAGCGGCCGCGCUUGGUCUCGGACGGCUGGAAACAUCGCUUGUCCCGGGGGGAUUUUUUCCAGCUGGAGCGGACGAGGCAAGAUCCGCCCCAGGAACGAGACGAAGGCGAUUCUUCCUCUUUCCAGGAACUUGGAGUGGAGCCGCGGGUAGCCUCCGCCUUGCAAGAUGCUUUGGCUAUCUCUAAACCCACCGCCGUGCAGAAGCGCGCCAUUCCCGUCCUGCUGGGCGGGCGCAGCGCCUUGUGUGCUGCAGAGACCGGCAGUGGCAAGACCCUGGCCUAUCUGCUGCCGUUAAUCCAGCGGCUCCUUCAAGGACAGAGUUUAUUUGCAAGCCAUGCUUCCCUCAUCUCUCCCCGCGGUUUGGUAGUGCUGCCUUCGCGGGAAUUGGCAGGACAAGUACGCAGCGUUGCUUCUUACUUGUGUGUGAGGUUGGGCUUGCAAGUGAGGGAGAUCGGCGGAGGCCGGGGAUUGGGCGCUGUCCGUCGGAAUCUGCGUGGUGGACCCACUGAUCUCCUGGUGGCCACACCGGGUGCUCUGUGCAAGGCUUUGCAAAGACGGGUGCUGUCGUUGGAGAAAUUAUGCUUCCUGGUGCUGGAUGAAGUGGACACCUUAUUGGAUCCCUCCUUUGUGGACCUGGUGGAAGACCUGCUUCAGCAGACUCCCCUCCCCACCAGCCAUACAAAAGCAAGUGAUGACUGGGAUCCAAAAACCCAGCUGGUGGCUAUGGGAGCCUCCCUGCCAAAGGGGGUGGGUGAUCUGUUGAGCAAAGUCACUGAUGUGAGCACCUUCAGCAUCCUGACCAGCUAUUAUCUGCACCGUCUUCAGCCUCAUGUUGAACAAAAAUUCAUACGCCUGAAGGGCAGUGAGAAAGUGACUGAGCUGCUGCAGCUCCUCAAAGAUCGAGGCCCCACCUCUGGAGCUGUUCUGAUUUUCUGCGGCAGUGCCAACACGGUCAAUUGGCUUGGUUACAUCUUAGAUGACCACAAGAUAAAACACCUUCGCCUGCAGGGACAGAUGCCAGCAACUAUGAGAGCCAAUCUCUUCACUCGCUUCCAGAAAAGGCAGUUUGACAUCUUGGUAUGUACAGACAUAGCCUCUAGGGGACUGGACACCACGCAGGUGGAGCUAGUGGUCAACUAUGACUUCCCACAGACAUUGCAUGACUACUUGCAUCGGGUGGGGCGAGUGGGCCGCGUAGGCAGCAAGUUUCCAGGGACUGUGGUCAGCUUUGUCACCCACAAGUGGGAUGUAGACCUGGUCAAGAAAAUAGAAACUGCUGCUCGCAAAAAGGCUCCACUGCCGGGCAUGGAGCCUCCAGUUAAGAAGCCACAGCCUUAAUGAGGUUUGAGCCCAACUGAAGCCUAAGAUAGCAUUUGAAACCUGUAACCUCACGGUUCUGAUCAAUGGUGCAGCAUAAUAUUUUGUAUAUUUAACGUGAGCAUAUAAACAGCCAAAGAAAUGGUAAUUCAACCUAAGAAACUUGUGAUAAAUAAAGUUUCAAGCAUAAA